Messenger RNA from Zophobas morio, 1615 nucleotides. RefSeq lists its product as uncharacterized. NCBI's taxonomy places the organism in Eukaryota, Metazoa, Arthropoda, Insecta, Coleoptera, Tenebrionidae. The record is from RefSeq and is a predicted model, not a curated record. The coding region runs from base 59 to 1615 and encodes 518 amino acids. Gene Ontology annotation, cellular component: membrane. The transcript has 13 exons.
UAAGGCUAAAGAAUACAAAACUCGAAUAGGCGAAGAUUAUAGCAUUCCCUUUUUGUUGAUGCUGAUGUCUGUAUAUUUUGGGAUUAAGGGCUGCCUCUAUACUUUUAUAGCUUCCGGUCAGCUGCCUUAUUGCCGUGAGUUUCUCAAUCAAGAGGGCAGUGCCUACCAAUCUUUUGGCAUGAUAGCGAGCAUUCCGUGGGCUAUGAAAGCUUUGUUCGGAGCCAUUUCUGAUUCUUUGCCAGUAAACGGGUACUUCAAAAAGUGGUACAUUGUUCUUUCCGCCGUUCUUGGUACCGUAGGAGUUGCAUUAAUCGCAGGACUGCAGUUGACCUCGUUAAAGCUUAUUGCGGCAGCUUUGUUUUUUGCAGUCAAUGCAGAAAUUGCCAUCAUUGAUCUGCUAUGCGAAGGUAGAUACGCCGAACUUAUGGCGAAGCAUCCACAAACUGGUUCUGAUUUAAUCUCCUUUGUUUGGGGCUGCGUUCAACUAGGAGGCCUUCUAGCAAGUUUUCUUGUUGGGCCUCUAUCCGAUGCCGGCUAUAUUAAGGAAAUGUUCUGGUUAUGCGUACCUUUAGCAGCUCAAGUCUUAGUUCCUACUUUAUUAAAUUUUUUGGCUGAAGAACAACUUCCAGCACAACUUAGAGGCCUUCAAGUUGAAAAGAUUGCCAAGCAUAAACAUAUCUUCAUCCUUGCCUGUUUGCUAGCAUUUGCAGCUCUGGGUCUCGCACUGGUCACCUUAUUUCUUAGCACUCGUGCAGUUUUAUCCUACUCGAUUAUUUCAGCUGCGGUGCUAUGUUUUCUGUCGUUCAAAAUCCUUCCUUCUCUUCUUGCCAAAUGCAAUUUUUACAUGUUUAUAAUAAGCACGUUAUAUGUGCAAAUUACAGGAGCCGUUGACUAUUUUUACGUUUCUAACAGCGAUUGUGUGAAAGGAGGGCCCUCCUUCGGGUACACUUACUACACCACAUAUAGCACUAUAGUUCAAAAUUUAUUUGGGUGGGUAGGCGUGAUUAUUUUCCAGACUUUCUUAAGCCAAUGGGCAUAUCGGUCUAUUUUUUGGCUUUCUAUGCUUUUAAAAAUAGCUGGGGGGAUGGUGGAUCUUAUAAUAGUUAAACGGUGGAAUAAGGCGCUAGGAAUUUCUGAUAAAUUGAUGUACAUGCUCGGCUAUAACGUGGUUUACCGUGUCGUCAUGAUGUUUGAUUUUCUUGCCGGCGUGGUACUGACUUCAAAAUUAUGUCCAAAAAAUUUGGAGAGUACUGUGUACGCUCUUCUUGCAGGAUUUCAAAAUUAUGGAAAUAGCUUAUCAAGGUCUUUAGGUAUCUUUUUUAUCGACCUUUUGCACAUACGGACCGUUUCUCCUUGCAAUUUUGAUAAUUUGCCCGGACUUAUCAUAUUAUGUCACGUCCUCUUGCCACUUCUCUCGCUUCCUCUCGCUUUUCUUUUAAUUCCCAAAGCAACUCUCACUGACUGCCUUUUAGCCGAAGAUGACGAGAUAGAGCAGUCGACUGAUAGCCUUCUUGACCAGAGGGAAAACGUUUGCAGUGGUAGUACAGGGAGCUGCCAAGAACUUAACGAAACUAAACUUUCUAAUGAAGAAAACAAGAAUUUUAUCGAUUACUAA